This is a messenger RNA of Vicia villosa (hairy vetch), 933 nucleotides long. RefSeq lists its product as uncharacterized. The coding region runs from base 1 to 933 and encodes 310 amino acids. The transcript is spliced from 2 exons. NCBI's taxonomy places the organism in Eukaryota, Viridiplantae, Streptophyta, Magnoliopsida, Fabales, Fabaceae. The record is from RefSeq and is a predicted model, not a curated record.
AUGGAUGUCAAUGACAUUCAUCCCAAGAAGAAGGUCUCUACUAGCAAGCUUGCAGCUAGUGUCCCUGAAGUACCUAUUGAUAACAUUUCCUUUCACUAUCCCUCCAGUGUACUCAGAUGGAAAUUUGUCUAUCAAAAAAGAGUGGCCUUAGAGAGAGAACUUACUCAGAAUGCUCUUGAGUAUGAAGAGAUUAUGAAUAUUAUCCAUGAGGCUGGUCUGAUGAAAACUGUGACUCAACUCUUUAAGUGUUAUGAAUUCCUUAUGAAGGAGUUCAUUGUGAACCUACAUGAAGACUGUGGCAAUAAGGAAACUAAAGAGUAUAUGAAAGUGUUUUCCAGGGGGAAAUGUGUUAAUUUCUCUCCCACUGUGAUCAAUAAAUUUCUGGAAAGGUCAAAUGAAGCUCAACCAGAGCUGGAAGUGUCUGAUAAUCAAAUGUGCAAAGAAAUUACUGCUGGACAAGUGAAGACAUGGCCUGUCAAAGGGAAACUGACUGUGAGCAAACUGAGUGUGAAGUAUGCUAUACUUCACAGGAUUGGAGCUGCCAACUGGCAAACUUUAAAGCAUGCUGGUAGAUAUAGUGUCAAAGGCCCCAUUGCCUUCCCUUCCCUUAUUUGUGGAAUAAUCUUAAAUCAAUUUCCCAAUAUUCUAAAUGACAAAGAUUAUGUGUGCAAAAGAGCAAGUCCUUUACUUUUUCAUCAUAAGCUUUUUCAAGGAACACAUGUUCAUGAUGUUGUCACAACAUCAGUUGGACCAUCCAAAGAGAGCAUAAUUAUGAGUAAAGCUGCCAUGAUUGCAAUGCUCAUAGAGACAUGUAAGGAGCUAGAGUCCAGAAAAUUGGCUCUUGAAAAAUUGAUCAGCUCCCUUGAAAAGAAUGAAGGAGCUAAGUCUGCAGAUAUUGAUGUGGAGGAACAAGGUGAAGAUGAUGGUGGAUGA